AGUCCCGCUCGAAUCGUCGGUCACAAAUAUACCACUAUUUACGAGUUGACCUUUAACCCCAGUGAUAGUGGUGGACGUGGAUGAAAUGUUUUGAUCCGGUUACAAUUUUCGCUUUAAAGGUCCUUUCACGAAGGCACCAUGUUCACAUUGCUGCACGGUCUGUGGAAGUACCUGUUCCAGAGGGAUGAAUACUGUAUACUCAUCUUGGGUCUUGAUAAUGCUGGCAAGACGACAUUUCUAGAGCAAACCAAGAUCCAGUUCACAAGAAACUACAAAGGCAUGAACCUAAACAAGAUCACAAGCACAGUGGGACUCAAUGUUGGGAAGAUUGACGUGGGUUCAGUCCGGCUGAUGUUCUGGGAUCUGGGUGGACAGGAGGAGCUGCAGUCCCUCUGGGAUAAGUACUAUGCAGAGUCACAUGGUGUCAUUUACAUGAUAGACUCUGAUGACAGGGAAAGGUUACCAGAAUCCAAAUUGGCUUUUGACAAGAUGCUCGGUAGUGAAUCAUUGGAAGGUGUACCUCUUCUCGUAGUGGGCAACAAACAAGAUAUUGAGAACUGCAUGACAGUUGCAGAUAUAAAAGAUGUUUUCAAUGAGAGCGCACCUCGAAUAGGCAAGCGGGACUGUCUGGUACAGCCAGUGUCAGCUCUGCAAGGGACUGGGAUUAAUGAGAGCAUUGAGUGGAUCGUACAGUGUGUUAAGAGGAAUAUUCACAGGCCUCCCAAACGGAGUGACAUCACCUGACACUUCUGCUGCCCUACACACUUGUACAAAAUGAGUCCUGAUGAGGCCAGCACUAUUUACUGCUCCCUUGACUUGAUGCAGUCCUCCAGGCACUCAGUAUGUGACAUUAUAAACAUGUCAACUUCUCUAUUACACUGAUGACAUCAGGAUGACAUGUAUAUAUGUUGUUGGGCAGUGUCAGCUGUAUGAACUGCAAUCCGACAAAGUAUUGAUUUGGGGAUUCUUAUAAUUUUGAGAUUUGAUUACCAAGUCGUUGUUAUUUCCUCUAAAAACACUACAGGGCUAUUGAAAUCAUUUUUAUGAAAAUCAUAUUAUUGGAAGAUACAAGCUUCUCUUCAUCAAGAAAGAAGUUUAAAGAAUAUAUAAGAGUCAUUAUGUGCCAAGGUCUCAAGCUCUCAUAUAUUUUGUUCUGCUAUAUUAAUGUAGCAUAAAUUCAUAUUCUACCAUGCUAUCCACCUUGGAGUUAAAAUAGACAUGCAUGUACAUGUGUACCUUUGUACUAAGGUCCGUCAAACUUAUUGUGUUGUAGUAUAUUGUAUUGGUUUGUUCAUGGGAGGAAGCCCAGCAUUUGAAAAAAAAAAGUGAAAUGUUUAUACACAUAUUACAAGUUGCAUAUGGAAUAGUGACGCCUUUAUUGCUAUCUAGUCUUACCAGAUAUGGGAGGAGAAGCUUCCACAAUGAAGAGAAAAUACAAAUCAAUAUAUGAAGCAUACUGAAGCACAAAUAGAAACAUGACUCAGUGUGAAAGAGAAAUAUAGUAAUACAAUUGAUUUCCAUUUUGCCAUACAUUCUGUACAUAUACAGCACAUAGGUCCGUAGUUAAUUGUGCAGUGCCAGCCUCUACUUUGUAUUGAAUGUUUCCAGUUCCAUAACAAAGAUAAGUCUGAAGAGGAAAAGAAAAGUCUACAUAUAUAUGAUGUGUUUCCUCUUUGGUUGCACACUGUUUAACUGUAAAUAAAGAAAUUCUGUUGUCA
Molecule: messenger RNA, 1718 nt
Organism: Branchiostoma floridae (Florida lancelet)
Lineage: Eukaryota; Metazoa; Chordata; Leptocardii; Amphioxiformes; Branchiostomatidae
Product: ADP-ribosylation factor-related protein 1-like
Exons: 8
Coding region: 139-744 (201 amino acids)
Biological process (GO): protein localization to organelle; Golgi to plasma membrane protein transport; intracellular protein transport
Cellular component (GO): Golgi apparatus
Molecular function (GO): GTPase activity; GTP binding
Source: RefSeq, a predicted model, not a curated record